AUGUUUGUGCGUCCAAUAAUUUAUGAACUAUUAAAUCGUGGCCAUGAAGUUAUAUCCAUAACAUCACUACCAAUCAACGAUCCAAAUUUAAACAAUCUUAUCGAAAUUGAUACAAGUGUAAAAUUACCGCUUUUAUUUGGACGUGGUCAUGAAAAAACGGAUGUAGUGGAAGGUAGUCAAAUGUAUACCAUACGUAAUGCUAUAGACUUUGGUUUUGUUAUUUUGAAAUCAAUGUUUAAUAAUUCGCAAGUGCAAAGCUUAAUUCGCAAUGAUCAAAAUAUAAAAAUUGAUGUUAUGAUUCUGGAAUGGAUUUUGGUACCAUUUGCUGGGCUAAGUUUUGUAUAUGAUUGCCCACUAGUGGGUAUUUUUCCAAUGGGUAGUGAUUAUACUAGUAAUCAACUGUUUGCGUCAGACUUAUCUCCUUUUCAUACGUAUGAUAUUAAUUUUCCAUAUUCCAAUCCAAUGUCAUUUUGGGAGCAGAUGCAAUAUAUGCUGCAUUUAAAUAAUGCAUAUGACAUUUAUAGAAAAGUUAAUGAUUUGGUACAAAUCACACUGAAUAAUAAUUUUCCAAAUCAUUCUAUAACAUUAGAAGAUUUGCAUCGAAAAGUCAAUGUCUACUUGCGAAACAACCAUGUAGCAUUUUCGGGACCAUAUGUAGAAGUACCCGGUAUAAUUAAUAUUGGUGGAAUUAGUAAGCAACAACCAAAGCCUUUACCAUUGAAUUUACAACAAUUCUUAGACAAAGCAACCGAAGGAGUGAUUUUUGUAAGUUUUGGAUCAUUAGUAAAGAGUGAUUCAAUACAUGAAGAUAAAUUAGCGAUUCUGAUCGAUACAUUUAAAAAAUUACCUUUUAAAAUCAUAUGGAAAUGGGAUGAUUAUUCAGUAUCGGAUCAUUUUGAUAAUGUUUUAAUUCAAAAAUGGUUUCCACAAAAUGAUAUACUUCAUCAUCCAAAUACAAAAUGUUUCAUAACCCAUGGUGGUCUUCAGUCUGUGGAACAAGCUAUUUAUGCUAAAGUACCAUUAAUUGGAAUACCAUUUUUUGGUGACCAACAUUAUAAUGUUCAUAGAAUUGAGAAAUUGCAAAUUGGAAUCAAACAACGUUACAUGCAUUUGAAUGGGGAGGACUUAUUUAACUCAAUUUUAGCAGUAAUUAAUGAUCAAAAGAUCCAAGAGCAUCUCUUUCAAGGUUUUAACAGUAAUCUGAUCUUACGAUCUUCACCUGCCGAACUGAGAUUUUCAGAGGUUGCUGCUUUUGUUAAUACUUUCAUUGGACCCUCAGGAAAAGACAAAUCGUUGGAAUAUGGCAGAGGUUACCGUUCUGAAGAUUCAUCGGCAUACUUAAUACCUCAUAAAGAUUUCUAA
Chrysoperla carnea is the source of this 1362-nucleotide messenger RNA. RefSeq names its product UDP-glycosyltransferase UGT4-like. The record is from RefSeq and is a predicted model, not a curated record. The coding region runs from base 1 to 1362 and encodes 453 amino acids. Gene Ontology annotation, molecular function: UDP-glycosyltransferase activity. NCBI's taxonomy places the organism in Eukaryota, Metazoa, Arthropoda, Insecta, Neuroptera, Chrysopidae. The transcript has 4 exons.